This is a messenger RNA of Papaver somniferum (opium poppy), 957 nucleotides long. Its product is annotated as E3 ubiquitin-protein ligase ATL9-like. Lineage: Eukaryota; Viridiplantae; Streptophyta; Magnoliopsida; Ranunculales; Papaveraceae. The record is from RefSeq and is a predicted model, not a curated record. The coding region runs from base 1 to 957 and encodes 318 amino acids. The transcript has a single exon.
AUGGUCAAGAAGAAUAUCAACCUUACCAUCUCUGCGGGUAGCAACUCCAUCAACUCAGUAUUCCUACUUCUGGUACUAAUACUUCCCUACACUUCUGCACAAAGCGACACUGAUAAGCCACGCCAAGAUAAUACACCCCUUUUUUAUUUUUUAAUUGCUUUUACUGUGUUUAUGAUCAUAUCGUGUAUUCAUGAGCAAAGAAAAAUACGUAAUAAUAUCCAGGCCGGUGACCCAGCUGUUGUUCCUACAGAAACACCAAGUAUAGGAGGUCUUGAUUCUGCAGUCAUCGAAACCUUUCCGGUGUUUGUCUACUCUGAUGUUAAGAAUGUCAACAAGGUUCAUAAUAUUAAAGGAGCAAUCCUAGAAUGUCCUGUUUGUUUAAGUGAAUUUGGGGAUAAGGAUAAGUUAAGAUUGCUACCCUGUCAUCAUGUUUUUCAUCCUGAAUGUAUUGGUACUUGGUUUGUUUCGAAUUCGACUUGUCCUUACUGUUGCCGUGACCUUAAAACUAUGGUCGCCGGAAGUGCUAUUAGUGCAGGUGAUGCUAUAGUUGAUGUGUACGAAGAAGACGAGGAAAACCAUUCUGAAGCGACGGUGCAUUCUGAAACAGAGCAUGGGGAGACCUGGGUUUCAAUUCCUUUGGUACAGAAUUCAGAACAAGUGAUUAAUGGUAUCAACCCUGACAAUGAGAAGAACCUGUUAAACGCUGGUGAAAGUACACUAAGAUCCACAAACGGGCCUAUAGGGAAAUAUCCAAGAUCACAUUCAACUGGGCAUUCAUCGAUACCGAUACCACGAGACCUAAAGAAUAGUGAGAGGUUUACAUUACGGUUACCAGAUGACGUGAGAAAAGAUAUUUUAAGGCAGAAAUCAUUUAAUUUUCCGCCAGUUUCAGGUGGGAGUAGUCACCGUGUUCACGGUGGUAGUGGUGGUGCAGGAAGUAUUAAUAGAAGAGUUUAG